Messenger RNA from Myxocyprinus asiaticus (Chinese sucker), 1519 nucleotides. Its product is annotated as dead end protein 1-like. The transcript is spliced from 4 exons. NCBI's taxonomy places the organism in Eukaryota, Metazoa, Chordata, Actinopteri, Cypriniformes, Catostomidae. Bases 1 to 1125 code for a protein of 374 amino acids. Gene Ontology annotation, cellular component: nucleus; cytoplasm. The record is from RefSeq and is a predicted model, not a curated record. Gene Ontology annotation, molecular function: mRNA binding. Gene Ontology annotation, biological process: negative regulation of miRNA-mediated gene silencing; mRNA stabilization.
AUGGAAGGGGAACAGCGACAGGUUUUGAGCCCGCAAAGGCUGAAGUCACUGGAGGAAUGGUUACAGAAAACCUCCAUAACUUUAACACAGGUCAAUGGUCAGAGGAAAUAUGGAGGCCCCCCUCCGGGUUGGCAAGGUCCUGCUCCAGGCCCAGGCUGUGAGGUCUUCAUCAGUCAGAUCCCACGAAAUGUAUUUGAGGAUCGUCUGAUCCCGCUAUUCCAGAGUGUCGGCACUCUGUACGAAUUUCGGCUCAUGAUGAACUUCAGUGGGCAGAACCGCGGCUUUGCCUACGCCAAGUAUGGCGAUCCCGUCACUGCCUCCACUGCGGUAAUGACCUUCCACCAGUACCGGCUGCCGGAGGGGAUUCGACUGACUGUACGAAGGAGCACAGAGAAGAGGCAGCUGCGUCUCGGUGACCUCCCGGCUAACGUGAACCAGGGGGAACUGCUGAUGGUGCUCCGCCUGCUCUCUGAGGGGGUGGAGGAUGUCAAGCUGAAGUUGGCCGGGCCUAAAGGGAGAGAGGUCGUGGCUCUGGUGAACUACUCCUCUCACUACUCUGCAUCCAUGGCCAAGAAAGUGCUGGUGCAAGCAUUCAGGAAGCAAUACGGCAUGCCUGUUACCGUGAGAUGGAUGUCUGUCACCUCAAAAUCCAAGCAUGUAGAGCAGACAAGGCCAGAAGAUGGUCCCAUUACCCCACCAGGCCUGAAACCCCUCCUCAAACCCUCCCUUCCCCUUCUGCAUCCUCAGCUGUCCCGUCUUAACAUCCUGGGCCAGUCCCGCCUCUGGUCCUUCUCCCAGGCUGUAGGGGGCCCGGCCACCCAGCCAAAAGAUGAUGUCAUGCCUCAAGCUCCUAUUUUCCCUGAUGUCGAGUCUCAGCUGAAGUGGUUUUGCGAGCUCAACAGACUUGGCGUUCCCCAGUAUGAAGCGUGUUACCAUCACACCGGUCCAGAUGGCUUCCUCUACUUUACCUACAAAGUGCUGAUCCCAGGCCUCCCUUUGCCCCUGCAGGGGUUCGUCCAGAUCCUGCCGGGCACCAGCGCCUGCGCUAUGAAAGGGGAAGUUUAUCGUGCCGCCGCUGAGCAGGUCAUCAAAACCAUCUGCAAGGUCUCGGGUUUAGCAGUCUAAAAUUAUGAACUGCUGUUGCAAAUGCAUGUUAUCAGUUUAUGUUCGGUAAUACUGUUUAAAGGCAUGUACUGUUAAAAUGGUUCCAGUUUUGAAUGAACGAGCGUAAAUUUGUAUUAAAGUAUUUUGUUUACUGUUAAAGAAAAAGAGUGAUGCAUACCAAGGCGUUCUUUAAUUUUGCCAGUAAAGACUGAAUGAAAGUCUUAAAUUCAGUGGUAUGAAAGUGGUUUGAAGUCUUAAGUUUUCUUAUCCUUUAAUAUGUUUUAUAAUAUUUUAACUAUGUAAUAUUAUUCAUUUGUAUGUUAUUUUACAGUCAGCCCCAUCACAUUUAGAUGACUUUGCAUGUUUUCACAAUUUCUUAUUUUGCAUGUUUUUCAUGGUGUUUGAUUUUUAUUUG